Messenger RNA from Dimorphilus gyrociliatus, 2779 nucleotides. The record is from the annotation of a GenBank genome assembly. NCBI's taxonomy places the organism in Eukaryota, Metazoa, Annelida, Polychaeta, Dinophilidae.
AAUGUCUUCGUUAAAAAUUGAAUGGCCUAAAUCGGACAUAAAAUCAGCUUCUUGGAAUGAGUAUGAAGAAUAUAGCAAGAAUUUUGAGACUAUAUCUGUGCCAUUUCUUAAAAAUCGUCAUGAUAUCCGAAACGAGUCUGAAGCAGUAAAGAAAAUGUCUGAGAACAAUAGUAAACUCCCUGAAACUGAAAAAACUGACCAUCCUUGGUCUGAGUCUUUAAAGACUCAACCCCAAAAACCAAAUAAACGAAAAAAAAGGAAAAGACCCUUACAAGAAACUUUUAACUUUAAGCCAUACAACUUUGAUUAUGUUUAUCCUAAAAAAUCUUGCCUUUCAACAUCUCAACAUGCUGAAUUUGUCAAUUUAUCCAUUAAGUUCAAGUCAAUGUUGGAAGAUAAACUAAAGCCUUCAGUAAAAGAUCUAACAGUAUAUACGUUUCUUAAAUCGAAAAUUGUUUCUGAACAAAAUGAAUUUCAAAAUUGGCUGCGCAAUAUGGCGAAGAGACUAUGUAGAGAAGAAUAUGGAUUCGUUAAACAAAGUGCAAGGAAAUUUUUAAGGAGAAAAUAUGACAUGCUUAGAUCGUAUGUUAGUCUUUAUCCACGCUUCUAUGAAGAAAUUCAUCAUAUACCUUUAAAAUCAGACUGUGAAGAUCAAUCAUUUCGCCUUCACUUGGUGCAGAAUCUGCUUGAAAUAGGUAAAAUGAGGGAUGUUAUAUUGCCAUCAAGUUUUAAACAACCUCGCCUCCCCACGUAUGGUACUCGUUUAUUAACUCUAAGAAAUAGUAAACGACAAAAUCAUCCUAUUAUAAGCCAAGAUGCUAAUGCUGAAAAAUUAGCUGAAAGUCAAAAAGUUGAUAUAGUCUUAUCGUCAUCAGCUUUAACAUGCUUAAUAGAUAAUAAUGUUCAUAAAAAUUAUCCGAGGGGUUGGCAAAUUUGUUUUACUGUUAGGAGAAUGAAAAAUGGAAAAAAAACUCUCUUUAUUAAUAAACCUUUGCUUCCUUUAACAAUGUCAUCAAGAGAGAAGAAUCACGCUUUUCACAAAGAAUCUCUUAAGGCAUUUUUAUUAAAAUAUAGCGAUUUAAGCAUUCGAUCUAAGGUUGACAAAAAAAAUCUAGAAAAAGAUAAAGACAUUAAUGAAAAGGAUAAAGAUGGAGAUAUAUUUGAAAAUAACUAUGUAAGCGAUGAAGAUAUAUUUGGGGUAGGAGAACGUAUUAAGUACCCUACAGGUUGUGGUCGAAGUAAAAGAGGAAAAAGAGAAUCUAAAGAAUCUCAGAAGUCAAUAGAAAUUACAGACAGUUCAGGAGACGAUUCUAAGGAUGAUAGUAAAACAAAAUCAACGUCACCUUUAAAGGCUUCUAUUAAACAAGAUCUAACAGCUGGUGAUAAAACUUCAGAGUCUAGUAAGGGAAUGUGUCUACGCAAUCGCUCAAUUACACCCAGACCACAAGAACCCGAUGCAAAAGCAUUCAAAAAGCGCCCUUCAACAAAAAAGCAAGCAGAAGUAAAGCCCAAAGAGAGUCCGUCAAGUUCAAACGACGAUUUAACGAUGGACCUAUUCGGGGAUACCAGCGACAAUAAAGGAGAUGAGAAGUUUUCCAAUUUGGACGAUAAAGCAAAGAAAAACCUGUUUGGAGAAAGUUCGGAGGAAGAUUCUAUUUCUAGCCCUUCAAAAGGCAUGCGACUUCGGAAUAGAUCCAUAUCUGGAGUGUCAAACGAAUCUCCCAAAAAACAACCCGUUAUAAACCCAACAACAAAGGAUUCUCAAUUACUAUGCUCAAGUCAGGAUUCAAGCCCAAAAAUGAAUGAAAGCGAAGGAUCAUCUCUAAAGAAUUUAGUUGUAGCUGAAGAAUCAAGUUCAGACGAAUGGAGUGAAAGUGGCGAUGAUGGAAGUGACAACGAAGAGGUUGACGUCUCUAGUUCUUUCCUCUACAACUCUUCUACUGGUAACAUGGGUAAUUAUUAUAGUCUGGAGACAAUUCUUAAGCAGCAAAAUGAAGCAUUAUCAACGAAGGCAGAAACUGAUUUAAAAGAGACAAAAGUUCCUGAGGAUCCUAAGAGUCAAGAACCACCAAAAACCUAUACAACAAAGGAAAUUGAAGAUAAUUUUCAAAAAUAUAAAGAGGAUUUUGUUUCCUAUAAGUUAUGGAAAUUAGGCGAUUUAGAUUUAAUUGUAAGAAACAAUGUUCAUGGAGCAUUUAAAGGUCAGAAUAGGCAUUUAACAAAGUUACAUAUAAUGCCAAAAUUGGAAUACCAGAGUCAAUUCGGCUUUGAACAAGAAGGCUAUAGUGAAAUGUGCCGGACCUGGCUUGCUUCUUUUCUUAGGAAUGGAGCCACAGUAUUAAAAGCUAAUAUCACUCCUUUUUACUCAAGAGUUCUCAAUUGGAAACCAUGUAAUUUGCAAAAUUGGCGACCUGAACAGUCUUACGAACCAAGUUUCAAUCCCGAAAAAGCAACUACUAACUUAUAUAAAAUACUUAAAUAUCUCGUUGAUAUGGUAGAGGAAGGCCAUUAUCUAUUACAUCAUGAUAGCGCAGCCGAUUACGUUAAACUGUUAAGGAGCACUGAUGAGAGGGGAGCAUACGAUUUACAUGAGGCACAUAUUCCAGAGCAGAUAGCUAUAGAUCGGCCAGAGAUUGAUUGGAGGCCAAUAGACACUACACAGAUUUUAGAGCAACACGUAAACGGCAGACGUAUUCCGGCAACUUUUGAACCUUAUGACGCUAAGAAUCAGCCAAAGAGACGUAAGACAAAAAAGAAACAUAAAAAGAAAUACUUCUGA